This is a messenger RNA of Cylicostephanus goldi, 873 nucleotides long. The record is from the annotation of a GenBank genome assembly. Lineage: Eukaryota; Metazoa; Nematoda; Chromadorea; Rhabditida; Strongylidae.
AUGCACUAUUUGCGCGCGCACCAGGUGCAUUUGAACAGACUAUGCAGUAUUAUUGGGAAAAGUCUACCAAUUAUAUGUUCGCAUCCGUUUCCUUAUAUUUGUACCAAACAUCUCCAUUUUCCAGCUAUGUUCUACGCACAGUUCGUUUUAUCAAAGAAAGGACCACUUGCAAGGAUCUGGUUAGCUGCGCAUUGGGAGAAGAAGCUGUCAAAGGCGCAGAUCUGCGAAACGGAUUUACAAGGUGCAGUAAACGAGAUUGUUAAACCGAAGGUCAAGAUGGCUUUGCGUACCACUGGCCAUCUUUUGCUCGGUAUCGUGCGGAUAUAUUCACGGAAGGUGAAGUAUCUACUAGCAGACUGUAAUGAGACAUUCUUGGGAAUAAGAAAUGCUUUCCGUACUGGUCGGAUAGAAACAGCGGAUGAAAGGGAAGCUGGAGCGAAGACACUCUCAUUGCCAGAGGUCUACCGAGAUUUUGAUUCAACUCUUCCAGACCUUGACGAAAUGGAUUUCGAAAAUCAUCUACAGGUUCCCUUGUUGAUAGUUUUGUUCUCUUCUUUAUAUUUGUUCUCAAAGGUCAAUCAAAGUCGUAUCGGCGAUAUAACACUAUUAGAUGAGCAGAUUCCUGCUCAGUAUCUAUUCGACGCCGCUUUUGAGAACGAUGAAUUUGGAGACAUUGGUCUCGAUCCAAUUCUAACCGCGGUCGACUUUAACUUGUCCGACUUUCCUCCGCUUCCAAACUUGGAAGAAACCAGGUGCGGCUAUUUUUUUCUGAAGGCGGUCAUAGCUGAAACAAUUGUUUUUAAUCGUGGUCCUUUCGAAUCGCUUACAUUUUUGACAGUUAAAGGCAGUGUCCGGGCAAAAACUCGAUUUUGA